Dovyalis caffra is the source of this 393-nucleotide messenger RNA. The record is from the annotation of a GenBank genome assembly. NCBI's taxonomy places the organism in Eukaryota, Viridiplantae, Streptophyta, Magnoliopsida, Malpighiales, Salicaceae.
AUGAUGAUCUUACGCUGGGAUGAUAAUUUUGGACUUGCUUACAUUCACUGCAUAUUUCUUGAGUUGGCAGCAAGGGCAUUGGAUGAAUUAGACAAAUCAGUUUUCCAAAGCAGAUUCGUGCGUGUCAUGUCUCCAAAACAAAAAGAUCCUUCAAACAAGCAGGAGACCAACGGUCUUUUGAACCAGGGAUCAACAACUUUGAAGCGACGGAGACAUGAUGAAAGAAGAGCAGCUGACGUCACCGGAGGUAUGCGAGCAUGGAGUAAUCUUUUCUUCCAAAAUGAUAGAGUCGGCAUGAACUCAGAAGGAAAAGAAGACUGGAAAAUAUUGACUGGGCAUCCACAAGAUCGAUUUGAAUCUAAAGCCGAGUUCUUUUCAAUCGGGAACGCUUGA